AUGGCUGGUGUAGAGGGUUCUCCUGGUAGCUCUAUGCAUGGAGUUACUGGCAAAGAACAAUCGUUUGCCUUUGCUGUGGCUUCUCCCAUGGUUCCUACUGAUACAACUGCGAAGUUCGAUUUACCAGUUGAUUCUGAACACAAAGCCAAAGUCUUUAAACUUUUUUCCUUUGGAAAUCCACAUAUGAGAACUUUCCAUCUCUCAUGGAUGUCUUUUUUCACUUGUUUUAUAUCAACAUUUGCUGCUGCUCCACUAGUUCCUAUUAUACGUGACAAUCUAAAUUUAAGAAAAGGCGAUGUGGGUAAUGCUGGAAUUGCUUCCGUCUCUGGUAGUAUCUUUUCUAGGCUUGCCAUGGGAGCUGUUUGUGAUUUACUAGGGCCAAGAUAUGGUUGUGCAUUUUUGAUGAUGCUCUCUGCACCAACUGUGUUUUGCAUGGCUCUAGUUGGCUCGCCCGGUGGAUACGUAGCUGUUCGAUUCAUGAUUGGUUUUUCGCUUGCUACUUUUGUUUCGUGCCAGUACUGGAUGAGUACUAUGUUCAAUAGUAAAAUCAUUGGGCUAGUCAAUGGUACCGCGGCAGGGUGGGGAAACAUGGGUGGUGGUGCAACUCAACUUUUAAUGCCUUUGCCUUACGAAUUGAUCAGAAAAUGCGGCGCCACCCCAUUCACAGCGUGGCGUAUUGCAUUCUUUAUACCUGGUUGGAUGCAUAUCAUUACCGGGCUCCUUGUGCUGAUCCUUGGACAAGAUUUUCCUGAUGGAAAUCUCGGUGCUUUACAAAAGACAGGAACAGUUGCCAAAGACAAGUUCUCCAAGGUAUUGUGGUAUGCUGUCACAAACUACAGGACAUGGAUCUUCGUCCUUCUUUAUGGCUACUCCAUGGGUGUAGAAUUGUCCACGGAUAAUGUCAUCGCCGAGUACUUCUUUGACAGGUUUGAUCUAAAGCUUCAUACAGCUGGAAUUAUUGCUGCUGCCUUCGGUAUGGCAAACUUCUUCGCCCGCCCAAUCGGUGGUUUCCUCUCAGACUUCGGUGCACGUAAAUACGGUAUGAGGGCAAGAUUAUGGAAUCUAUGGAUCCUUCAGACUAUGGGAGGUCUGUUUUGCAUCUGGCUUGGUCGUUCCAAUUCACUUCCCAUCUCAGUCUUGGCAAUGAUCCUUUUCUCCAUAUGUGCACAAGCUGCAUGUGGAGCUACCUUUGGAAUCAUUCCAUUUAUUUCUAGACGGUCGCUGGGUAUUAUUUCAGGACUAACCGGUGCCGGCGGAAAUUUUGGUUCUGGAUUAACCCAAUUCUUGUUCUUUACAAGCUCAAAAUACUCAACCGCAACUGGAAUUACUUACAUGGGAAUUAUGAUUGUAGCCAUGACCCUUCCAGUAACUCUAGUGCACUUCUCACAGUGGGGAAGUAUGUUUUUGCCUGCAUCAAAACAUAUUGAAAAGUCUCAAGAAGAAACUUACUACGGAUCCGAGUGGACCGAGGAGGAGAAACAGAAGGGACUUCAUGAAAAUAGUAUCAAGUUUGCCGAGAACAGUAGAACAGAGCGUGGUGGACGUAUUGCCUCAGCACAAACCCCACCGAACUCUACACCUGCACAUGUAUAG
Papaver somniferum (opium poppy) is the source of this 1593-nucleotide messenger RNA. Its product is annotated as high affinity nitrate transporter 2.4-like. NCBI's taxonomy places the organism in Eukaryota, Viridiplantae, Streptophyta, Magnoliopsida, Ranunculales, Papaveraceae. The transcript has 2 exons. The record is from RefSeq and is a predicted model, not a curated record. Bases 1 to 1593 code for a protein of 530 amino acids. Gene Ontology annotation, cellular component: plant-type vacuole membrane; plasma membrane. Gene Ontology annotation, molecular function: nitrate transmembrane transporter activity. Gene Ontology annotation, biological process: nitrate transmembrane transport; cellular response to nitrate.